UCAACAACAUUGAAGGGCCAAGCCCGUGACCCAAUAAAAAGGUGGAAAAAAAAAUAUAAUGCUCUUUCUUUCUCACCAAUCCACCCUAUAAAUAGCACCCUCGCCUUCUUUGUUUGUCCAGAUUCACUGAAUCAAAAUCCAAAGAAUUACGUACGAAAUACUGAGACUGAGAGAGUUACUUUACAAACCAAAAAACAGAGCAAGGAAAAAAAAUGAGGACCCUCAGCACAACAACUUCAACAAAGGCAUCACCUCCAUCAUAUCUAUCAUUGGCACCGCCAUCAACACCGACCCUGCAACAACAACGCUCGCAGUGGCACUCUCCGGUGCCGUAUCUCUUCGGAGGCCUGGCGGCUAUGUUGGGUCUGAUCGCCUUUGCUCUGUUGAUCUUGGCUUGUUCGUAUUGGAAGCUCUCGGGUCGAUCAGACGGUGAAAAUGCGGAUCAAGAGAGAGAUCUCGAGAAUGGAGAUUCUGCCAACAAGGCAGUUAAGGUUUAUGAGGAGAAGUUUCUGGUUAUAAUGGCCGGCGAGGAGAAGCCGACGUUCUUGGCCACACCUGUGUCGAGCAGAACAACGUCGUUCUGUGACAAGAACGAAGAGGGUGAACAGAGCAAAGAAGAGAAAACAGAGAGCAGUAGCGAAAAAGUAGAGAGAGAAGAAGAAAUCGGUACCAAUCAUGAUCAAACUGAGACACAUUGAGAAGACCCAACAAUGAAAACUGUGAGCUGAUUCCCUCUCUCCUUUAAGAAAGAGAGAAAAAUUUUCCUUUCUUUUUCGGGCAUCUUGCUUGUUUUCUUUAGCUAUUCAGGAAUGUAAAUUUCGGUGAGAGUUCUCCACUUUCCAGCUAAUCAUAGCUGAAGUUUACCUACUUUUUUUUUAAUCAUCAGGAUCACCAAGAAAUUGUGCAUAUCCAGUUGAGCAAUCAGCCUCUAUAACACUAAUUCAAGUAAUUAUUGAAGCA
Molecule: messenger RNA, 960 nt
Organism: Tripterygium wilfordii
Lineage: Eukaryota; Viridiplantae; Streptophyta; Magnoliopsida; Celastrales; Celastraceae
Product: protein GLUTAMINE DUMPER 5-like
Exons: 1
Coding region: 213-698 (161 amino acids)
Biological process (GO): regulation of amino acid export
Source: RefSeq, a predicted model, not a curated record